AUGGCUCCGAAUGAGACUGCUCCUAAUCAGAAGCGCCGAAGGGAAUCGGACGCCGAGCUGAAGCGCGACCGAGAGGUUUGGCUUGAGGACGGCAAUGUCGUUCUCGCCUGCGAAUCGACCAUUUUUCGAGUGCACCGGAGCAUUUUAGCUGCGCACUGUGAAGUGUUCAAGGACAUGUUCGUUGUCUGCGCGCCACUGGAGGAUGAAGAGACCUACGAGGGCUGCCCUCUGGUUGUCGUGCACGACAAGCCGGUUGAUAUGCGUCGAUUCCUAAAAGUGAUCAUAUAUCGAAAUCACUACGCAAAAGACAUAACGAAGCUUAGCCUAAGUGAGCUCGGGAGCCUCCUUCGUCUGUCGACGAAGUACGUCUUUCCAUCGCUCCGUGACGAAAUCGUUCCCUUCCUCGAAAAAUUAUACUCCUCGAGGCUUGAUGACUAUCGAUCCGAGCACCGAAAAUCCCUCCUCCCGCCUGACUUCAAUGGUAUCAGUGGUGUCAACCUAGCACUCGAGUGCGACAUCCCCUCCAUCCUACCCACAUCAUAUUACAUCUGCUCAAGGAUGAGCCCCACAGAUAAUCACUCUGGGCUCUCCUUCAUACAACCUGAUACCGGUGACACAGAGCUUGUCGAGUUCUCGAGCACGAGUUUCUAUCACAACUCUCUAUGGUUCCGGGGAUGCAUGAGUAGCCUGCUCGCCUCAGAUAUCGUAAACUACAUUCUCGCAGGAUAUCAGUUUUGUUCGACUUGUGCUGUAUAUUGUGUUUUUACUGUGACGAGGAAUGUUGCGGUAUACAUGCAUCCAGAGCAUUGUUUCUUCCUGGGGCAAGAUCUGGAUGAUAGUCAUCUUUGUACUCAGUGUCGAGAAAAAAUCAGGGGGGUCCAUGAGGAUGUCCGGCGUUCUGUGUGGCAGAAGGCCAUAGACCUUGUCGCUCGUGGUGAAUGA
This is a messenger RNA of Stereum hirsutum FP-91666 SS1, 942 nucleotides long. RefSeq lists its product as uncharacterized. NCBI's taxonomy places the organism in Eukaryota, Fungi, Basidiomycota, Agaricomycetes, Russulales, Stereaceae. The coding region runs from base 1 to 942 and encodes 313 amino acids. The record is from RefSeq and is a predicted model, not a curated record. The transcript is spliced from 2 exons. Gene Ontology annotation, molecular function: protein binding.